AAGGCCUCGGUCGUCAGACACCAAGGACACCAAGGACACCAAGGACAUCGGGAAUGCUGUGCUCGCGCUGGCCUGCUGCGACGUUUGGUGCUGAUGUGGGGUCGUCCAUGUCGGCGCCAGUCCUCCAUCAAGCGCCUGGACUCUGCUCCCAUCUGCCGCACCUUCCUCCAGCCUCGUCGCCCAUCCUCCUCUAUCCUAUCGCACCAUGGCCGCACCCUGCCUCCACUCCGGCCAAGGCUUCUCAAGCCUCCAGGUUGAGGCAAAGUUCACCAUCCUCGUGCUCCUCGUCGAUUUUGUCGGUCCUGUCGAAUGGACCAAGCUGUGCUCGCUAUCGCGGCGAUGCCGACAAUUGCUCUCCAGCCCAUACCACUGGAAAGUCAUCUUCCAGAGCUACUUCCAGCUUCCGCACCGGAGGCUUCCGCAGUCGUGUCGGCACUCUGUCGUCGUUGCUGGGGCAGACUCGUUCCUGCGCCGAUGGAGAGAAUCGCCGUAUCUCAUCGAAGGGUCGCUGUGGGAGUCGCUCUGCCAAACACCGGCUCUCCUGGCGAGGAUGAGGGUGCUCUGCGAACAGCACCAGGUCCAUCUACAAAGUCGCUGGAAGCAUGCUCAUCUCUUUGAAGGCGAAUCGCCCUCCUUUCUGCACGACUGGAUCGUCGAAGGCACCCUCCCGGACUCGAUUGGGCUCCAGCAGCAGAUUCAGUCCUUCCGGAUCGAUGACGACCACAGCUGCUCUGAAUUGCCCGAGACGACCUGCUUCUGGACGACCGAGAGCCUCAGCAUCCAUUCCAAAUCCCUCAGGCGGCUGCCGACGACAUUUGCGCAUCUCUGCAGCCAGCUCAAAGAGCUCGAUAUCCGAUAUGCCCUGGUGACCGAGCUACCUCGCCUCGGCCUUGAACCCGCUUGCAGCGGCACCAUCCACGACCGAUGCACCGGCCUCUCAGCACCAGGGACGGCCGAGAGCCUCGGUGGUGCUGCCUCCUGCCAGUAUCCAAGCGGCAACUCCCAUCCCAACUCAAGCGGGCCUCACGAUGGCGACGGCCCAAGGCCAUGUCGUUUGGAGAAGCUUUCGCUUCGUGAGUGCUGGCUGCUUUCCGCCGUGGAUACGCUCGGGCAAUGCAGUCUGCUCACGAACCUGCUGAUUGAAGGAUGUCCGUCAGUCUCUUCCAUCGGUCCGCUCCGGCAUCUCAAAGCACUUCGCGAGCUGGCCCUGAACAAAUGCGAGCUGAUAACCUCGCUGGAGCCGCUCCGCCACAACAUCCGUCUCCAGACCCUCUUGGUCGGGAACCUCCCCAGGCUGACGACGCUCGAGCCGAUAUCUGGGCUGCCCGAGCUCUGCGCGCUGCAUCUGCUCAAGUGCCCGAUGAUAUCCUCGGUCGAGCCGCUGCGGCAUCUGGACAAUCUCGUCUCGCUCCACAUCGUCGAAUGCAGUCUAGUGGAGGCGCUGGAGCCGCUUGCAGGGUUCGCUCGGCUCGAGACGCUUUCCGUCUGCAGCUCCGCCGCGGUUACUUCCAUCGAGGCCCUCCGGAAUCUGAUCCAGCUCGAGACGCUGCAGCUGGAUGGGUGCAGACAAAUCACCGACAUCGAGCCCCUUGCCAACCUGGGGCAUCUCCGGACGCUGGGACUCAGCGAAUGCCUGCUGGUAUCGGACCUCAAGCCUUUGGAGAGCCUGGGCACUCUCGAGAACCUGCAUCUGAACUUUUGCGAAUCCCUGGUAUCGCUCGAGCCCUUGCGCGGCCUCUCCAACCUCGCGGUGCUGGCCCUGGAGGGAUGCAAGUCGAUUGUGUCCUUUGAGCCGCUGUCGGCGCUUGCGGGGCUGCAAGGGCUCUGGAUGGACAAUUGCCGGCAGUUGACCUCGAUCGAGUUCCUCGAGCCCAUGGAGGAUCUGCGGCAACUGUCGCUCUUUGGAUGCGAGCGGAUCGAGUCGAUCGCGACCCUCAGCAAGCUCGACCAACUCGACGAGCUCGAUCUGACGGAUUGCGCUCGGCUCUCGACACUGGCGCCGCUGGCGGCCUCGUACUCGCUCGUACGGCUCUGUCUGCACGGAUGCAAGUCCAUCGAUACGCUGGGCCCGCUCUUGAACCUGGUGCAGCUGCAAUCCCUCGACAUCAGCGGCUGCGUGGAGCUCACGAGCCUCGAGCCCGUCUCGAAGCUGGGCCGGCUGCAGAUGCUAAACAUGGCCCACUGCAAGGGCAUCGCCUGCAUCGAGCCUCUAUCUGCGCUCGAGCAACUAGAGGUGCUCGUGGCCGACCACUGCCCGCAGAUAUCGUCGAUCGAGCCCCUGGCAUUCUGCAACGAGCUGCAGUCGCUGUCGCUCCAAGGCUGUAGCCGAAUCAGCUGCAUCCAGCCUCUCAAUUUCCUCCCAAACCUCCAAAGCCUGAACAUUAGCGAGUGCCGGCGCAUCACAGCCAUCGACGAACUGUCGCUGCUGCCGGCGCUGGAAGAGCUCAACCUGACAUCCUGCACCAAGCUCGAGUCGAUCGAGCCAGUCGCAGCGUUGCCCGACCUCCGCAAGCUGUAUAUGGGAGGAUGCACGCAGAUCCCUUCGCUCGAGCCUCUCGCUCACCUCGACCGGCUGAAUCGGAUCGACAUCGAGGGCUGCCCACAGCUACAGACAUCCAUGCUCCAUCUGCAGACCAUGUCGAGCCUCGAGUUUGUCGGGCUCUCUGGAGGAUACUCGACGCUCGAGGCGAUUGCGACGAUACCGACGCUGCGGAAGAUUGGGCUAUGCAGCCGCCAUCCGAUUGUCGACCAGGAGGCCCAGCUCGACGCCCUGGCCAGCACCCGACGGCGUCUUGGUCUGGCUGGGGUCAGGAUCGAGUGGCCCAACGAAGCAGGGCCUUGGCUAUGCACCCUGUGCGAUCUGUAGCCUGCCCAGGCAUGUCGAACAAUAGAAAGCGAUGCUUGCCUGUCCAUGAGAACCCGUUUCAUCUCAUGGUAUUCCCAUGGUAUUCUGAUGGUAUUGCGAUGGUAUUGCGAUGAGAUGCCCAUGAGAUUCCCAUGGUCUAAAUCAAAGAAAGCAACCCGCAGAGACACAGACAGGAUCGGCUGCGCAUUCGUUGGCGUUUGUGCGCUUUUUCUGCC
Polychytrium aggregatum is the source of this 3081-nucleotide messenger RNA. RefSeq lists its product as uncharacterized. The transcript has a single exon. The record is from RefSeq and is a predicted model, not a curated record. NCBI's taxonomy places the organism in Eukaryota, Fungi, Chytridiomycota, Chytridiomycetes, Polychytriales. The coding region runs from base 206 to 2866 and encodes 886 amino acids.